AGAAAAAAAAAAUUGAAAAGCAAAUCAAUAUGUCUUCUAAUUUCCACUUCUUAUUGAUUCUUGUUUUCUUGAUUUCACUUCAACCAACAAUUUCCACCUCAUCAUCAUCAAUUGAUUUGAUUCAAAAAACAUGUAUGAACACAAAAUACUAUGAUCUUUGUGUAUCAUCUCUCAAAUCAGAUUCCACAAGUCUCAAAGCAGACACAAAAGGCUUAGCAACUAUCAUGGUCAAAAUUGGAAUGGUCAAUGCCACAGCCACAAACACUUUUCUUUCUUCACAUGAAUUAGUACUUAACACUACUAAUUACACAAAUAAUGAUUUGGUAUUAAUGAAGAAACUCCUCAAAGAUUGUGCUGAUAAAUAUGCUUUAGCUACUAAUGCACUUCAAGAUUCACUUCAAGAUUUGAAUAAUGAAGUUUAUGACUAUGCUUACCUGCAUGUUAUGGCGGCUGCGGAUUAUCCUAAUGUUUGUCAUAAUGGAUUUAAGAGGAAUCCAAGAUUGGAUUAUCCAACUCAACUUGCUAUUAGGGAAGAUGGAUUUAAACAUAUUUGUGAUGUGGUUUUAGGUAUCCUUGAUGCUCUUGGUUGGUGAAAAAAAAAAUCCCUUUUUUAUGGGAUUUAAUUUC
Messenger RNA from Solanum verrucosum, 627 nucleotides. Its product is annotated as cell wall / vacuolar inhibitor of fructosidase 2-like. Bases 30 to 593 code for a protein of 187 amino acids. Gene Ontology annotation, molecular function: enzyme inhibitor activity. Gene Ontology annotation, biological process: negative regulation of catalytic activity. The record is from RefSeq and is a predicted model, not a curated record. Lineage: Eukaryota; Viridiplantae; Streptophyta; Magnoliopsida; Solanales; Solanaceae. The transcript has a single exon.